This is a messenger RNA of Peromyscus leucopus (white-footed mouse), 591 nucleotides long. RefSeq names its product claudin-34-like. The transcript has a single exon. Gene Ontology annotation, molecular function: structural molecule activity. Gene Ontology annotation, biological process: cell adhesion; bicellular tight junction assembly. NCBI's taxonomy places the organism in Eukaryota, Metazoa, Chordata, Mammalia, Rodentia, Cricetidae. Bases 13 to 591 code for a protein of 192 amino acids. Gene Ontology annotation, cellular component: bicellular tight junction; plasma membrane. The record is from RefSeq and is a predicted model, not a curated record.
UUCACUGUCACCAUGAUGCUACUCAGAAAAGAUACCAAUCUCCAGAUAACGGGGUUCACUGCAGCCAUCCUAGCAUGGAUGUUUUGUAGUGUCUCCAUGGGCCUUCCUCAGUGGCGAGUAUGGUACUUUCAAGAACCCAUGGACUCCAAGCCCAGCAUGGCCUUAGUAGGACUGUGGAGAACCUGCAUCUACCACAAUAACAACUACUCCAGCAAUGUCCGAGUAUGUCACCGAUACAACUACCAUGACUCCUUCAUCCCAUUGAGUAUUCGAGUUGCUCAACACCUGGUACUGGUCUCCAGCUUUUUGGGGAUGGCUGGGACAGUUUCUAGCAUUGUUGCUCUUUGGAAAAUGUACACAGAGAGAGCAAGGAAGAACACCACCUACAAUUCAUUUUUCUUUCCAGGGAUUCUGAACAUCCUCACUAGCAGCUUUGUCCUUUUUGCUCUCUUGUACAAUUACUUAUGCAUCAUGAGAAAUGAAGAUAUUGCCUUCCCACCAUUUUACCACAUCCCAUCCUUCCCAGACACCCAGAAAGCUGGCAGCGCCCUGGCAGUAGCAACUCUUGCUGCAUUCUUUUUUUUGUGUUAA